AUGCAGCAAUUCAAGGAAUUUACAUCCAAGACAACAGAACAAGUCAAAAAAGCUGGUGAGCAGCUCAAAAAGGCUAGUAAGCAAUUGAUCAGGCGCUCUCUUGCUGACGUUGUCCGCGAUUAUAUUCAGGCUUCAUUAAACAACACAACUGACGAGUUUGUCGCAGAUUUAUCACACGAAAUCCAAGAGAACGCCAAUGUCUUCAAGGAUGAAGACAAAGGAGUCUUAGUUCAGCAAGUUAUUUACUUAAAUCUUCUCGGUUACGACACAACAUGGGCCGACUUCAUGAUUCUUGAAGUUAUGUCGAACGACGAGUACUCAAACAAGAGGCUUUGCUACACAGCUUCUGGAUUUUUAUGGAAUGAAAACUCAGAUGUUGUUCUUAUGGCCACAAACCGUGUUCGCAAAGAUCUUACCACUAACAACACACUAAUCACAUCGCAUGUUUUGAGUGGCGUUACAUCAUACCUCUCAGUUCCAAUUUGUCAGCACAUAGCCAAUGAUGUCAUUUCGUUUAUGUCAUCUGCAAGAGCAGAUGUUCGCCAGAAGGCCAUUACAGCAUUCUACUGCAUCUGCCUUAAGUAUCCUGAUGCUCUUCGCACAGGUUUCCAGGCAUUAAAGGCAAGAUUAGACGAUACAAACCCAGGCGUUCUUUUCGCUACGCUCAAUGUCAUGGCCGAGUUCUGCCGCCACAACGCUUCCAACUUUACAUCAUUAAUUCCGAAACUUUACAAAAUGCUUGACAAUCCAGCGUCAAACUUGUGCCUUCUCAAGCUUGUUAACCUUCUACGCAUGCUCUGCGAUGUCGAGCCACGUCUCCCGAAGAAGCUGAUCAAUCCAUUUACGAAUAUUCUCGAAACUACUUCUUCUAUUACAGUUUUGUUCGAAGUUGUCAGGACAAUCAUCGAAGUACCAAUUACCAAUACUAUCCUCUUGACAUACGCUGCCCAACGCAUGCAGAAUUUCCUUGAACAUCAAGAUGCAAAUCUCAGAUUCCUUUGUUUGGGAUUAUUCAUCAAGUUAAUGGAGAUUCAGCCAAAGCUUGUUGCCCAGAACAAGGAAAUCAUCACACAAUGCCUCGACAGCAACGAUGAAGUCGUCAGAUUGAUGGCAUUAGAUCUUUUGAUCGCUUUAGCCAACUCUAAGACCAUUGAUGGCAUUGUUGCAAAGAUGUUCCAGGCCUUCAAGGAUUCUCUGUCCGUUUCUUUCAAGAAUACAAUUGUUACAAGAAUUAUCGAGAUUUGUUCGAAGAACGAUUACGCUUUGGUCUCUGAUUUCAACUGGUAUAUCCAAGUCUUACUCGAUUUCAUCGACGAAGGCGGGUUUACCUGUUUCGAAAUUUUAUCCAACCAAUUCAUGGACUUAGCGACCAGAGUUCCGGCCACCAGAGAAGCAUUAGUCGAUGCUAUGGGCCACAUCCUCGGAAUGAGGAACUACAGAGACGCAACAAGUCUUCUUUUGACAUGUCUUUACAUUAUUGCGGAAUAUUCACAGAACGCUGCAUUAUUGGACAUUAUUUUGAACGAGAAUAUGCUCUACUGCGACGAACGUGUCCAAAUGAGUACACUUUCCACUGCAUUUAAACUUUACAUCAGAUGUGAUACACCAGAAUCAUUUUCCAGUGCUGAAAAGCUUUUCACUGAAAGGCUUCCUCAAUUCCAGAGCUGUAUCUACGCCGAAGUCCAAGAUUUGGCCAAUGUAACCCUUCAAUUAGUCGAAAUUUUCCUGGAACUCAAGGAUUCCGCCGAAUUCAAGGAGCUCAAAGACAAACUCACAGUCGAAUACGAUGAAGAAACACUUCCUCCACUUGAAGUUCCAGAAGAAAUUGCUGGAGACGUCGAAAUUUCGUUUGAUGUCGCAGAUGACGACGACGACUUCCUCAAAGAAGACACAGAUGGUCCAGUUGAUCCAUUGGUUGCAGCCACAGCCGAACAGCUCAAGAAGGUUGAAGGAUACAAAGAAGUUUCUCCAGAAAAAGCGAAGAAAAUCAAGAUCAGGAAACAAUCGAAGAAAGUCGACAGGUCAAACAUCGUCAUCAAGGCUGCGAAGAAGCCAUUGUUCGGUGCACAGCCUGAGAAGAAGAAAGACGCUUUGGCUGACGCAUUCGCAAACAUUGAUUUGACUGAGAAACCUCAAGUUUCAGAGGAAAAACCAAAACAAAAGAAAGAGGAAGAAAAACCGAAAGAAAAGAAGAAACCUCUCAAAAUGGCUGAACCAGAACAGAAACCACAGGUUGAAGAGGUCAAACACAAGGUUCCUGGAGUAAUCAAGGCAGGAAAGAGAAGACUUAGAAAGACAAACGAAGAGAAGAAGUAA
Molecule: messenger RNA, 2316 nt
Organism: Trichomonas vaginalis G3
Lineage: Eukaryota; Parabasalia; Trichomonadida; Trichomonadidae
Product: delta adaptin-related family
Exons: 1
Coding region: 1-2316 (771 amino acids)
Biological process (GO): protein targeting to vacuole; Golgi to vacuole transport
Cellular component (GO): AP-3 adaptor complex; membrane coat; endosome membrane
Source: RefSeq, a predicted model, not a curated record